AUGGCAAACCAACGUCCUGGUACGCCAAAUCAGGACGAACGUGGGCCCAGAAACGUGCCGAGAAACAGUCCAGCAAGCCAGCAGCAACACGGAUUUCACCAAUCGAGACGACAGCAGCCCAACCAGCAACAGUCGCAACGGGUCCCUCCUAACCCGCAACAACGUCUCAAUCCACAACCUUUAGGUCCACAACAUCCGGGCUUGCGGAAACCGCAGCAGAUACAACAGUUACAAGGCUCUAACAAUACAGGUGGAAGACAUGGACUCAAGCGCCCCAAUGUGCCGUAUGUCCAGAACAAUGUCACAUUCGGCGGGCUGUUUGCUGAUCAGCCGUCGCGAAUGCCCUCUCCACAAAUACCUAAUGACACGCAAUCUUUGUCAGCAGUGAACCAGUGGCAGACAGACCCAUUGGCGCAUCUACGACUUCCCGGUACUCAACCUAACAUUCCCCAACAAACUCGAGUUCCGAACAACCAACAUUUCCAGUCGUUGCUUCAAAGCCGAGCACCAAGUCCUUCAGGACUUCCACAGGGUCCAUUUACCAGCUCGAAUCCUGUUUCAGUACCACAAGCACCGGGACGACCGUUCAAGGUUGAAUCACCACACCCAGGAGCACAGGAUUGGGCAAGACAGGGACUAGCUGCAAGCUCUCGUCAGACACAGAACGUUCAACGAGGCAACCCACCACGAAGAAAUCCGAACACAAACAAUAAUGCACCGUCAUCGAGUUUGAACCAGACGCUACCCCCAUCCAGCAACACAAACAACACACGCCGAGCACACCAUGAUCAGCAGAGACCAAGAGGGCCACAGCAAUUGCCUAGUUCAGCUCAGCCUCAAUCUCAACCUCCAAAUCAAAGGGGUGCAGCUCCGACUCCCGCGGCUAUACCCACUCUGCAGCCUGUUGUCACAGACUCGAACAAUCCUGUGCCAACGCAGACGCGACAGCGAAAGAGGAAACGGAAUGGCCACGGAAGAGGCGCUACUCCUGCUUCUGCAAAUCCACGUGUCCCACAGCCUCCAACUCCAGUGCAGACUUCGGUCACCAGUUCCAAUCCACCUACAGCGUUUCGAGCACCACAAGUGCGUCAGCGAGGAUUCCAAGACUCGGACGUCCAGUUCAUAGGCCAGGCUCAACGUCAACAUCAACAGCAACCACAGCCUGCUAUACCUCAGACGCCCACUCCACAAGAGCGUAACUCUGUAUCUGCUGUGGGUGGCCAAGACCCAGCAACACGCAACUUUUGGCGACCCCAAAGUCUAGGUGGAGUACCCCGAACACCUAGGCAACUCGAGAAAGAUGCAAUAACCAUAGUACCUGUAGUCCUCGGAACAGGAAACCCACCGUCAUUCAAGGAACAAAUCAUCUGGGUCGAGGAAUGGUCCACCUACAGAAUCAGCAAAUAUCGUUAUGCACCUCGUCUCCUCAAGACGGAUCCUCCACCACAAGGAACGUAUCAACCCAACCUUGGCAGGGGAGAAACCGAUUACUCCGACCCUCGAGAUUUCGCAGCCCCAACAGAAGAGGAGCAGGACUGGGUGUGGAAGGCUCUGAAACCGACUAGGGACAGAUACACAAAAUACACUGAGGUUGACCUGUAUCGAGAGGACUUGCGAAUGCUUGCUGAGGGAUACAAUGCCGCGUGGGAUGAGAUCAGGCGGAUGUUCCAGGACUGGCUCUUUUUCAAGUACAGUCCAGACAUAAAGCGGACUGGUAAUGUACAACAGGAUAUAGCGCGGGAAGUGGGGCAGGAAAAGUGGUUUCUGAAUGGCGAACUGACGCUAUCGUCAGUUCGAUAUGAGGAAGCACUGUUUAAACUGAUGCGAUGGUUUGGUUUGGUUGAGGAUUAUGUUUAUGCUCCGAAUUGGCCGUUCAAAGAAGACCUUCCGAAGGUUGAGAAUGACGCUGGAAAAUUGAGACAGAAUCCGGACGCUUUUGCAUGCAAACACUGUUGUGACAAUGGAAUUAAUUGUUGGGGACAUCGCGAGAAUGAAAACCGGAUCUGUACUCCUUGUGAGCGCUUUCAGGUUCGAUGCAGCAAGGAACAGGACUACCAAGCAUGGCCUCUUGUCGAGCGCCACGCCGAGGCUCGAAUUGCGGCGCGAGAAGUGCACGCCCAACAACCUGAUGCCAGAGGCAGGAAACGCGGUCGUCCUGCUGAUGACGAGGCGGCAGACGAAAGGGCUGCGAAGAGAAGAUAG
Molecule: messenger RNA, 2202 nt
Organism: Lithohypha guttulata
Lineage: Eukaryota; Fungi; Ascomycota; Eurotiomycetes; Chaetothyriales; Trichomeriaceae
Exons: 2
Coding region: 1-2202 (733 amino acids)
Source: RefSeq, a predicted model, not a curated record